Molecule: messenger RNA, 564 nt
Organism: Purpureocillium lilacinum
Lineage: Eukaryota; Fungi; Ascomycota; Sordariomycetes; Hypocreales; Ophiocordycipitaceae
Source: RefSeq, a predicted model, not a curated record
AUGCAAUCCAACGACUCCACCUCGUCCGACCCUCCCGCACCUACUGCCGCUGACGCGGCCGCCAUCAUCGCGACCAUAAACGGCAUCACGGAAGCGGCCAGGGACUUUGACAAAACGACCGCUACCUGGGAUGGCGGUCUCCUCGGUGCCGUUUCUAUCCUGACAAAGUCCGGCAAUCUCACCAAGGACACAAACAAUGGCGCUGCGAUUGCAGAGGCGGCCGACCCCCUCACCGUACCAGAGGCCGAGACAGUUGCGGCCGCCUUUCGCGAGCUCGCCGACGUCCUCAGCAAGGCCAUUGACACCACCAUCGCUGCAAAGCCACGCUUUGAGGCCAUAAGAUUUCUUGGUACCUCCGCCGUGGGGAAAAUCUUGGAUGGGCUGCGGAGCGCUGCGGUGGCCUUUAAUGAUGCCGUCACGAGGAAGGCGCCGGCAGAGCUGGUAGACACCGCGAAAGCUAUCUUUGCGCAGAUUGAUGGGCACUUUGUGCGAGGGCUGGCUGUGUUUCCCCUCAGUGGGAACGGAGCACCCGAGGUGAAAAGAUCAUCGGGAAAUACGGAAUAA